Manihot esculenta (cassava) is the source of this 747-nucleotide messenger RNA. RefSeq lists its product as uncharacterized. Lineage: Eukaryota; Viridiplantae; Streptophyta; Magnoliopsida; Malpighiales; Euphorbiaceae. The record is from RefSeq and is a predicted model, not a curated record. The coding region runs from base 150 to 644 and encodes 164 amino acids. The transcript has a single exon.
CAGCUUGGCUCUGUGGCUCUCCACCACUAAUCUCAGAUUUCCCCCUCACCUUUCUCUAUCAUUAAAAAGCUCCCCUAUGCUCAUGACUCAAAGCCAUCAUCAAUCCCUUCCUCCAACUAAAAGGACAGCAUUCAUUUCGCCCAAAAACCAUGCAGCAGCCACAAAAAUUGCCCAGAAAGAGAGUACCCAUUUUCCACAAGGUCUCAAAUCUUCUUAGAAUAUCCAUUCCUUUUUCUAAAAUGAGGAAACCUGUCAUUCCCAAUCUCAUUUUCCUCAAAAAACCAAGAAAUCUUAAAAGGUUCAUGUUACUCGAGCAGUAUAACAGCUAUGGGUUUCUCAAGGAUUAUGAGUUCUCUCCUUCGAGUACUCCCCUAAUUCGUUGCUACAAAAAACCGUUCAAGAAUGGUAGUUAUAGAGAUAAUGUGUACUCCAUGUUCCUCUGUAAAUGCUUGGGUGGACUGAAAGCUGAUGGAGGAGAAGUAGUAGAUUAUGCGUUGCCAUUGCCUGUAGCUGUUUCCCAUGCGGAAUAUCUGCAGCCAUUGGAUUCAGGGGAUGAUCAGGAAGAGUCGGUUGAUCAAAGGGCUGAGAGGUUCAUUGAGUGGUUUCGCCAAGAGAUGAGAAUGCAGAGACAGGAAUCAAUUUAGCUAUGAUACAGAUAUUUGCAGCAGUGGCGUUCAGAAAUAUUUUGAUCCAAAUUCUUUAAUUUGAUUAUUGUUCUAAUUAAUGGUUCUGAUGGUCUCCACAAAA